GAGUGUCUUUCUAAUCUCUCAUUCGCGUAAAAGUAGAAACUUGAUUUUUUUCGACUUUGCGAUUGCGACCAUUUUUUCAAUCUAGUAAUCGACUCAUACAGAUCGAUCGACGCAUAAGCUCUUCGUAAAAAUGCAGAUAGUGUUGUGGUGUUUUGCGUUGGUAAGCGCGACAUAUGCUUAUUAUAGAACUGGAUCUUUUUCGAAUGAUCAUCACUCGUCGCCAUUAGUAACCUUAUACGAGUGGAAAUAUUUUGAUUAUGUCUGGGAUUCACCAGAACAGAGGCAAGCGUACAUAAAUAGUAGAAGAUAUAAUGCCAGUAACAUGAUUCCUAUUGACGUCGACCGAUCGAAUGACGGUCGUACGUUCGUGACAGUCAUCAGAGAUGCCGGAGUUCCCGCUAGUGUGCACACGGUCUCCGAUAUGGAGGGCCCAUCCGGACCACUAUUGAGACCUUACCCUGAUUGGUCGUGGUAUGAAAAUACGGGUAACUGUAAUGGUAUCACAAGCGUCUACAGAGUUGCCAUAGACAAAUGUAACCGCAUGUGGGUAUUAGACACUGGAAUUGUUGGAUCUGACCGUAUUUGCCCAGCUCAGCUAUUGGUAUUCAAUUUGUACAACGACAGAUUGCUGUUCAGAGGCAAGAUUCCCGACAAUGUUGCUCAGAAUAAAAACGGAAAAGGAUUACUCGUCACACCGAUCGUCGAAACUUAUGGCAGCAGAUGCGAAGACACAACAGUGUACAUGGCAGAUGUCGAAGGUCACGGUUUAGUGAUCUACGACGGCAUCAGAACCUUCCGUCUGGAGGCUGACGUCUUCGAUCCCGAGGAAAAUAAUUCGAAUUUCGACAUAGCCGGCGAGAGUUUCUUCCUCGACGACGGUGUCCUGGGAAUGGCCCUUUCGCCGAACCAGUAUCCCGGCGAAAGUCGUUACUUGUACUUCCGGCCAUUGGCCUCCAGGUCGUUGUAUGCCGCCAACACUCGGGAUCUUCGGCAUACCCUCGACGGCUCCAGGAUUAAUUAUUACCGAGGCAAUGACGUUCUUCCCAGUCAGGCUUCGGCUCAGGCCUUCUCUGCCGAUGGUACUCUCUUCUAUGGUUUGACCAGCGAAAUCGCCAUCGGAUGCUGGAACAUGAACAAGCCUUUGAAAUCGGAAUACUUUAAAAUCGCCGUGCAAGACAGACAGAGACUGCAAUUCACCAGUGGAAUGAAAGUAAUUUCGAAUUAUAGAAAUGAAUAUUUGCUCAUGAUGACCAAUCGGUUGCAGAAGGUUUACGCGGGAACGCUAAGUCUUGAUGAGGUUAAUUUUCGCGUUUUGGAAGCUUCUGUCAGGGAACUGCUGAUUCACAACCCGGUUUGCGAUCAGUACUAACGAACGAAGAAUAUUUUAGUAAUCGCUUUCUUCAUUCAAAUCCGAAGAAGUUUCGGCAAGACUGAUGUAGCCAUAUGUAAAAUUACAGCUCUAUAUAAAUAAUGACUAUUACAUUUUUUUUGCUGACCAAAGUUAUUAUUAGAGUGAAAUAAAUUGCUUUAACGAUGCU
Molecule: messenger RNA, 1538 nt
Organism: Nasonia vitripennis (jewel wasp)
Lineage: Eukaryota; Metazoa; Arthropoda; Insecta; Hymenoptera; Pteromalidae
Gene: Mrjpl4
Product: major royal jelly protein-like 4
Exons: 5
Coding region: 131-1369 (412 amino acids)
Cellular component (GO): extracellular region
Source: RefSeq, marked validated